CUCACAUUACCUCUAGUUUUUACAAUAGGAUCACUCUACGCUAAAACAUGUACGCAUUGUAUUGGAGCAACAGAUAUAUCAGAAUGUACGAAACGUGCCGUUUGUGGUGUUAACGAGGAUUGUUAUUUGGAUAAAUACCUGGGGGUCGAUAUGAUUACAAGAUAUGAUGCAGGCUGUCGUUCGAAACAGGUGUGUGGUGGUAGUCAUGCUAGGAGAAGACGACAACUAGUUAUCUGUACCGAUUGUUGCUCUGAUGCUCCGGACAUUUAUGGUCCAUGUAAUUCUAAACUGUGUGGUCUUACUCCUACAAGGGAGAACUAUGGUUGUAUUGUCUGUCAAGGAGUACACAGUAGCGUUGGUGCUUGUUCUUCCGUUGCUCUCUGUCCUCCCAAUGAGGUUUGUUUUACUGGAAUCCGCAUUGUUGGCACGGCUAUUCGAUAUGUUUUUGGUUGCUAUGAUGAACGUGCGUGUCUUGCCAUGGUAGAAAAUGAGAUGGCACAUUCGACCAUUCACGGAAGACGUGGAAGAGUUAUUUAUGGUGAUAUAGGAACGCGAAUAUGUGAUGCUUGUUGUAAGGGAGACAGGUGUAAUGCUGCUGACUGUUUUGACCUCAGGAAAAAUAUGACAGUUGCUGAUUACAGUCAUAGCUUGACUGCGACCACAUCGGGGCCUGCCUUUGGUUGA
Saccostrea cuccullata (small rock oyster) is the source of this 684-nucleotide messenger RNA. RefSeq lists its product as uncharacterized. The record is from RefSeq and is a predicted model, not a curated record. Lineage: Eukaryota; Metazoa; Mollusca; Bivalvia; Ostreida; Ostreidae. The transcript is spliced from 7 exons. The coding region runs from base 151 to 684 and encodes 177 amino acids.